AUGACAUCCCGGAGUCCCUCCACACGGCUUUCUGUGAUAUCCGGCCAUAUUGAGACCAAGCAAGCAACGGCAACUAAGAUGACGGCGAAAGUGCAAGUGCCAGAUCAACUGCCUUGGGAUCCUAAUUGCACCGAUUUUCCGGUGCGAAAGGAUCUCCCUCAUUUACCUAAUGCCCCCGAGGGCGCAGCAUGGGUAUGGGGUGAAGAUGAUCAGCUCGGCAGGUUGAACCUUUUGACACCAGAACGUGUGAAGGCAUCGGCGGCGGAGAUCAUGACUGGAGAGAUGGUGCGGUUGGAUCUACCCUUGAAUGUGCCUGAAAAGCCCGCAUUCAAUCGCGAAACCUUCCAGCAUAGCAUCAAGACAAUCGCUGAAGAUAUAUCUUACGACGACUGCUAUUCUCUAAACACGCAAAGUGGUACACAAUGGGAUGGAUUCAGACAUUUCUCCCACAUCCCUUCGAAGCUUUUUUAUAAUAGGGCUACCAGUAAGGAUUUCCUUGGUGAUGACACAACUCUUCGCUGCAGCAUUCACCAUUGGGCGUCACACGGCAUUGCCGGGCGUGGCGUACUUCUAGAUUACCGCCACUACGCCCUCACACACAACAAGCCUUAUGACCCAUAUUCGUCUCACGCAAUCACCCUGGAGGAUCUGAAAGCAUGUGCUUCCUCCCAAGGCCUUGACAUACGACCAGAAUCUCAAGGGGGUGAUAUCCGUGUUGGGGAUAUCCUACUAAUUCGCUCCGGCUUUGUCGAACAGUACGACCAGCUCAGUCCCUCAGAGCGCUUCGCCGCGGCCACACGGUCCCACGAUGACCUUGCAUUUGCUGGCGUAUCACGAGAGCAACCCAUACGUGACUGGCUUCACGAUUGCUAUUUUGCGGGCGUGACUGGUGAUUCUCCGACAUUCGAGGUGUGGCCUGUCCCGCAGAUGGAUUUCUUACAUCAGAGUCUUUUGGCGCUCUGGGGUUGUCCGAUUGGCGAAAUGUGGGACUUAGAAAAGCUGGCUAAGAAGUGUCGGGAGCGUGGAAAAUGGACUUUCUUCAUGACAAGUGCCCCUGCAAACAUGCCGGGCGGGGUUGGUUCGCACGCGAAUGCAACUGCUAUCUUGUGA
Penicillium macrosclerotiorum is the source of this 1110-nucleotide messenger RNA. RefSeq lists its product as uncharacterized. The transcript is spliced from 6 exons. The record is from RefSeq and is a predicted model, not a curated record. Bases 1 to 1110 code for a protein of 369 amino acids. Lineage: Eukaryota; Fungi; Ascomycota; Eurotiomycetes; Eurotiales; Aspergillaceae. Gene Ontology annotation, molecular function: arylformamidase activity.